This is a messenger RNA of Micropterus salmoides (largemouth bass), 2309 nucleotides long. RefSeq names its product src substrate cortactin-like. Gene Ontology annotation, cellular component: focal adhesion; site of polarized growth; lamellipodium. Gene Ontology annotation, molecular function: actin filament binding. The transcript has 8 exons. The coding region runs from base 16 to 972 and encodes 318 amino acids. The record is from RefSeq and is a predicted model, not a curated record. Gene Ontology annotation, biological process: regulation of actin filament polymerization. Lineage: Eukaryota; Metazoa; Chordata; Actinopteri; Centrarchiformes; Centrarchidae.
CAUGUUUGGUGGUUAAUGUCUGCGGUGUGUGUGUGUUGUGUUUCUGCAGACUAUGUGAAGGGCUUUGGGGGAAAGUUUGGUGUGCAGACGGACAGACAGGAUAAAUCGGCGCUGGGAUGGGACCACCAGGAGAAACUACAGCUCCACGAGUCCCAGAAAGACUAUAAACGUGGGUUUGGAGGGAAGUAUGGGGUAGAGGUGGAGAAGCAGGACCAGUGUGCCCUGGGCUAUGAGCACAAGGAGAGCCUGGCCAAGCACGAGUCCCAGAAAGAUUAUUCAAAAGGAUUUGGAGGGAAGUUUGGUGUCCAGAAUGACCGGAUGGAUAAGAGCGCAGGCUCUUUCGAUGAGCUGGAGAAGCCGAGUCCAUCUUACCAGAAAACCAAACCUGUGGAGGCUGCUGGCAGCAACACGGGGAGCAUCAAGGCCCGCUUCGAGAACAUCGCCAAGCAGAAGGAGGAAGAAGACAAAAAGAGGGCAGAGGAGGAGCGAGCGCGUCGUCAGGCCAAGGAGAAGCAGGAGCAAGAGGAGGCUCGCCGUAAAAUCGAACAGACGCCCAAGGCCCCCUCUCCUGUCCCUGCUGCAAGUCCCAGCCCGACUCCCCCAGUCCUGCCUGCUGCCGCCCCGACCCACCGGAAGACAGAGGAACCGUCCUACGAUGCUGCUGAGGAGAACGGAGAGCAGCUGUACGAGCCGGAGCCACUGAGCAUCUAUGCAGCGCAGGAGGACCAGGAACUCUACGAGACCCCCGUGGAGGCUCAAGCAGCAGACGGCCAACAGUACGAGUACGGCGAGGACCUCGGGGUGACGGCGGUGGCUCUGUACGACUACCAAGCAGCCGGCGACGACGAGAUCUCCUUUGACCCCGAUGACAUCAUCACCAACAUCGAGAUGAUCGACGAGGGCUGGUGGCGAGGCGUGUGCAGAGGCGCCUACGGCCUUUUCCCAGCCAACUACGUGGAGGUUCGGCAAUGACGACGCCCGCCGAGAUGAGCCGCGUCCCUGUCCUUGUGCAAGAAAAGAAAAGAGGAAAGAAACAUUUUCAAAUCCAUGUUCCUUUCCGCUCUUUUGUCUCUUCACCUCAUCGUAGUGCGAGACAUCCUCAGGUCUCCUGGCAGGCUUUCUUUUGCUCUUUCUUUCCUUCUCCAUCCCUCUACCUACCUGUCUCAUUUUCAGAUCCCUUUGUUGGUCUUCGUGCAGCAGAAGACAGGGAGGAGGAGUUCUCUCAGAAUAACCAAGAGAAUUUAUAGCUCUGGGCUUAAAGAGGCACAAAGCUUUGCACUUCUGUCGUGUAAUAGUUAAAAGCUACAAAAUGCAGCGUGGCUGUUCAGGGCUCGAGGUGACUUAACCUCCUGCCUCACAGCCAGACGCUGCAUUUUAUUUCCUUCCAGAUACAGUAGAGUUCUGCUCACAAGGUGUUGAUCAAGUGUCGGUGCUUCUUCACACAUUAGAGAGGAAUUUUAGUCCCACCGAAGUAAUGACCGCAAUGAGUGUUGUGCGCAGGGCUCAGGGUGCUCACUGUUCAAUGGAAGCAAGGAGCGGUUAAAAGUGGAAAAGCACCCUCCGCUUCGGAUGAUAAUGAUGGCUAUAUACUGUCCAGCACAUCCAGUAUGGACCAAAACGCUGAUAAACCCCUUUUGCUUCUUGGUCUGUGUGCGUAAAUGUUGCAGUUUAAAUUCCCCUCCCGAUUGAAGCUGCGCUUGUUGAUUUUCAAAGGGAAACUAAUACGAAUAUGUUCUUCUCCUUCUGAACACUUGCAUCAGUUGUAAAGCUGACGUUCGAUCACAGAUGUCAAAGACUUUUACCGCUGCUGUGGCCAAUCACAAGCUAAACAUCAUACUGGUUAAUCACGCUUAGAAUCAUGUACAGAGAGAUGCGUUGAGAAAUAAGAGAUUUGAAGACAUUUUUGUUCCCCGUCACUGUGGUUUUCUUUGGAUGAGACUUGUGUAUUUGUGUCUUGAAUGCUCGGGGGGUUCACGAUAUGUUAUGCCGCUCUGCAGCACAGCUAACAUUGCUCAUUGUGACCAAACUGUGUGCGUGCUGACCUUUCAAAAUAAGUGAUUUAUCAGCACUGAGGGACGAGGCUUUGGUGUGUUCUCCAAACACUAAUUAUUUCUAUCAGACGGCAGGUCUGUGGAUCGCAGUAGUGUAGCGUUCAUUAAAUUCAUCUUCGGGGUUUUAUAAUAAAAAGUAAUAAAUAAUAGUGACCUUUUCAAAUGCAUUAUUUUUAUCUGUACCUCUGUUUGCUUGCGUCACAUCAUUACCUGCGUCUUCUUUUUUAGUUUCAAUAAAUAAACUGAAUUUUAAGCUUG